Molecule: messenger RNA, 2456 nt
Organism: Nomia melanderi (Alkali bee)
Lineage: Eukaryota; Metazoa; Arthropoda; Insecta; Hymenoptera; Halictidae
Gene: Art7
Product: arginine methyltransferase 7
Biological process (GO): chromatin remodeling; peptidyl-arginine methylation, to asymmetrical-dimethyl arginine
Molecular function (GO): protein-arginine N-methyltransferase activity; histone methyltransferase activity
Source: RefSeq, a predicted model, not a curated record
AUGGAGCAGUACACUGUUUUGAUUACCAGUGUAGAUAUUCGCACGUGCUAUAGUUUACGUUUGUCAUAACUCCGGAAUUAGCGAAAAUUGUUACAUUUUACUAUACUAUUAUUAUUUUCCGUUAUUUAAAUUGAUUCAACUAUUGUUUAUAAUUUGCUUAGAAUAAACUUGAAUACAAUUUUGUCUUACAUUUCAUUACGUUCUACAUUAAACCUAACCUAGCAUAUAAUUUGUAUUUGACACUUAUAAAUAAAAUUAUUGUUUCUGAUGUAAAUAGAUUUUAUUUUUCUUAAUAGUUAAAUAUUUAUAAGAAAGUAUAUGUUUAGAUUUUGUUUAAAUCGAUUUUAUAAACGAAAUAUGAGUAUUUUCACUCAAUAUUUAAAUCCUCUGAUUGGUACUAUUAGUUGGGAGGAAAAAGAUGAGAAUUAUGAUUAUCAUCAAGAAGUGGCCAGAUCUGCAUUUGCAGAUAUGUUACAUGAUCAUGAAAGAAAUCAUAAGUACUAUCUUGCGCUCAAAACUGCAAUUGAAAGAAAGCAUCAAAUGGGAGAAGAGGCAAAUGUACUCGAUAUUGGAUGUGGUACUGGUUUGUUAUCGAUGAUGGCUGUUAAAUGUGGAGCUGAUACUGUAACAGCAUGUGAGGUUUUUACAUCUAUGGCUGAAUGUGCCAUAAAAAUAAUCAAAGAAAACAGUUUCGAAGAUAAAAUUAAAUUAAUACAAAAGAGAUCUACAAAAAUGACAGUGGGAAAUGGUGGCGAUAUGCCUAAAAAAGCAAAUAUUUUAGUCACAGAAGUAUUUGAUACAGAACUUAUUGGAGAGGGGGCUCUUUCUACAUUUCAACAUGCUUAUGAAAAUCUACUUGAAGAAAAUAGUAUAGUCAUACCACAUAGUGCCACAAUUUGGGCACAAGUUGUUGAGAGUUCUGAUGUUCACGCAUGGAACACAAUACAACCAAUUAAAGACGAAAGUAGAUCUUUGUUAUAUACACCGCAUUGUGUAAAGUCAUGUUUUGGAGCAGCUGCAGUUCAUGAUAUACAGUUAACACAAUUUCCUCAUGAUGCAUUUAAACCUUUAAUACCUCCUCAACCUAUAUUUAGGUUUGAUUUUACUGGCAAAACACCUUUAUUAUAUGAUGAAAAAGUAUGUUUAAAUGUGAAGCCAACUUUAACUGGUACGGCACAUGCUAUUUUUAUGUGGUGGGAGUUGAACAUGGAUGUAGAUAAUCAGGUUCUUUUAAGUUGUGCACCUGUUUGGGAACAUCCUGACACAAAGAAAUUACGACAGAAAGGAUUAAGCCUAACUGAGAUAGCAGACUUGAUACCAUGGAGGGAUCAUUGGAUGCAAGCUAUUUAUUAUUUACCUGUAGAAACAUCAGUUGUAGCUAAUCAAGAAGUUAGUCUGAUUGGUUAUCAUGAUGAAUAUUCUUUAUGGUUUCAAUUGAUAAACGAAUCAGUUAAUAUAGUACCAGAUUGUGAAAGGCCAGUCUGCACUUGUGGUAUUCAUGUAGCUUAUUCGAGAACACGUAUAGGACAACUAAAUGAUCAAAAACGAAAUGAGAAAUACAUUAAGGCACUGGCGAAGAAGGUUACUUCAGAUACAAUUUGCUUAUGUUUGUCAGAUGGUUGUUUAUUAAGUCUUGUUGCUGUUAAAUUAGGAGCAAAGAAAGUAUUUAUUUUAGAGACAAAUUUUUUAUCCAGAAAAAGUAUAGACAUGUUCAUCGACUCCAAUGGACUAUCAGAAAAAAUAGAAAUUAUUGAAUCAAUAAAUGAUUUGCCUUCAGAAAAUGACAUUAAUUUAAUUUUUGGUGAACCAUACUUUCUUACAUCAAUUGUGCCAUGGGAAAAUCUUUACUUUUGGUAUCUUAGUUCAAAAUAUUCACCUCAAGUACAAAGAAUACCGAUUGGAGCAACAAUAUGUGGUGUUGCUGUUGAAUUUAAAGAUCUGCAUAAAAUACGGGCUCCGCUUGGAGUUUGCGAAGGUUUCGACUUAUCGCUCUUUGAUGAGCUCGUUCAGGAAUCAAGCGAAAAGAGUGAUAGUCCAGUUGAAGCUCAACCAUUAUGGGAGUAUCCUGCUAAAGCAUUAAGUUUGCCUUUUGUUCUUCAACACUUUGAUGUAACACAAAAUAUCAAUGAAUGCAAAAAUAUACAUGUUUUUGAUACCAUUCCUAUUUUAGAGAGUGGAUUGUGUAAUGGUGUGGCUCUAUGGAUAGAUUGGCAUUUAGAUUCUGAGAUUACAGUAUCAUCAGGACCAAAAAGGGAAAUAGAGCCCGGUAAACGAAUAUCAUGGGAUCCAUUUACAAGACAAGGUGUAUAUUUAUUCAGACACAUAACAAAUGUUACACAACAAAGCGUUCUUCAAUGGUCGUUUGACUUUGUACCGCAACAUGGAAAUAUUAAAUUUGAUUUUCAUAUAUUGUCAAAAACUUUGAAAUAACCUGACGCAAUAUUUAUAAAAAUAUG